This is a messenger RNA of Durusdinium trenchii, 2283 nucleotides long. The record is from the annotation of a GenBank genome assembly. Lineage: Eukaryota; Dinophyceae; Suessiales; Symbiodiniaceae.
AUGACUGGCGGAGGUGCGGAACGCAAUGUUGCUGACACCUCGACUGACCGUGCUGCCUACCCCAAGUCCACAGAGUUCAACAGUGGCCGCAAGGCUACACCCACUUCGACGACUACCAAGGUUCAGAAGCCAGAUGCCCCACUUCAGUCCCAUGACGCCUAUGAGGUCAUCAAGGACUUGAACCGCAUGAAGCGCAAGGCGACUGGUGACACUGGUACUACAUCGAGACCCUCGUCUUCAUCUUCGGUUUUGCUGGCCGCCAACGCGGAGGACAGGACCAAGCCGUUCGACGUCUUCACCGCGACCGCGGACGUGCAGAAGCAGAUCGAGGAGAAGAGGUUGAAGGCCCGAGGCCAUACUUCAUCGGCUCCGGAAGCCAUUCGUGAAGCACAAGAACGUUUGGGACUUCCGGUGAUUGAGGAGGAACCUGGUUUUUGUGUUUGGGAUCUUCUCAAACCGGUCCCCAAGACACCGCCCAAGGUUGACCUGGACAAGGUGAGAGUGGCCUUGGUGGUUUCUAACGAACUUCAUCCUGGACUUCCUGGACCCGACGAACCUCGACCUCAUCACGUACCCACUCACCGUGGCCGCAUUGAGUAUGAGAAGGGCAUCGAGAGCAUCUACUCCCGCGACACCUCCACUCUCUCAGAUGAGCAGUACGAGGAGAGGAGACGUUGUGGUGGUUUGGUGCAUGGCGGAACCCGCAGGACCAGCCGCAAGACUUUGAGCCGGCAGACAACCAGUGCUGCCAGUCCUCGUGGCCCGGUCCGCUUCUUGGACUACGACUUCGCCAUGAAGAUUAUCUUCCCAGAGGACGACUUGAGCAUGCAGGAGUUCCUCGUUGGCGGAGAUCGAGUACCAAGAGACGUCUUGAGCAACACUCGCAUGAAGCCCACGGUCAAGGACAAGACCGCCUACUUGACCAUCGACACGGCGUGCGAGAAUACUGUGGGUGGACUCACCCAAGUCAGGCAAGUCGCCAGCAUCAUCGAGUCGAAGCACAGCGUGAAGCCCCUGAUCACCGAGGAGAACGAGUCCUACCGUUUUGGACCUGGAGAGCCCAGAACUUCGAACCACAGGUGGCACAUGCCAGUUGGCAUUGGAGGCUGUGCAAUGGUGAUCAAGACCUCCGUGCUGGACGACACUUUGCCUGAGAGUGGCAAGAUUCCUUGGCUUGCUGGGCAAGACUGGCUGCGACUGGUUCGCGCAGUCGUAGACAUCGGAGAACAGAAGAUCUACCUCAAGGCCCUUGAGACUGAGGCGGAGCUUUUUGUAGACCACACUGGACACCUUGUGGUCGCGGUAGAUGAUUUUCCAGUCACUGGAUGGCCGCAGGACCGUCAGGCCUCACAAGACGCCUAUGCUGGAGUCCUUUGGGCCACAGGAAAAGCCUACAUGCAGCCGAAUUUUGCAGCCACUCAUGUUUAUAGCCCCGAGGAUGAUCCUUUUUGUGAUGGAAGUUUGCAGGAGAGAACCCCUUGCAUCGUUGCCUCCGACAAGUGGGAAUACCUUCUGGAUCACCCUCAGGUCUAUAUUAGGCAUUCGAAAGCCAAAGGCGACUUUGUGUGGCUGCGAUGGAGCCGCCUGCUGCGCAAGGUGAUGAUCUACCUCAAGGCGAUCGUCUGCAGCCUGGCUUCAACUCGCAUGAUGAACCAGUUGAAACACCGCUCACCAGCUUUGGUGGCCUAUGGGGAAGCCCUGAUCUCCCACGACCAGAUGAUCGAGGAGUGGAAUCCGGAGGCCUUGCCACCGACCAUGCCCCCAGUGACCACUCAGAGCAAGAACUUCGGACUGCCAUGGAACCUGAACUACCCCUACCAGCCGAGGGAUUGCCCUCACCUGGUGGAGCAUGGAAGACGCUUUGGCAACGCCCAUGGGAAGUUCUUGGAGUGCAUAAGCUGUGGAAUGGUUUGGCGUGGACUGGACUACAAGGUGCCGAUUGCCCAGACCCUGGUCACCGUCUACCCGGUCCUCGUGGGAACAAGGGACAAGCCCGGAGGCAAGGUGUUGAAGGGCGAGACUGCACGCCCAGAGGCUCGCAAAGGAGUCUCCUCCAGCAAGUCCUAUGGGUCAUCGUCUUCCUCACGACCUACCUCUACGGAAGCAGUUUAUGGAGCAGCGGACUUCAAGCCGCCGGCGAGGAAGGCCACGACAAAGGACAUCAAGGAGGAGAAGGUCAGUGGAGCGAAGCGCACUCAAGGUCGCGCCCCAGCAGCGGACUCAAUUCUGAUCCACAGCGACGAGGAAGCGGACGACAUCAUGUCGAUCUACAGCGAACUUUGA